Molecule: messenger RNA, 567 nt
Organism: Phytophthora sojae
Lineage: Eukaryota; Oomycota; Peronosporomycetes; Peronosporales; Peronosporaceae
Exons: 2
Coding region: 1-567 (188 amino acids)
Source: RefSeq, a predicted model, not a curated record
AUGAUUGGACGAGUGGAGAAUACGUGUGCUGUAACAAGCACAGGGUCUACUGCUGCUGUAUCGCCGAACGGGUCUGAUUCUUUGGAGUGGAUACUAGAUUCAGCUGCAAUUACGCACACGUGUGCUGACCGCGAGCUUAUGUUGCGUUUUCCGCACUAUGUGGAGACCAACACACCACAUGAGUCCUGGACCGGUGAAAUCACUAGGGAGCAUUUGGUAUCAGAGUUGGAGAUAUCCUUUGUAUCCCCAGAGGAUUCCCAUGGGAGCGGUGGCGGUGAGCUACGGUACACCCUAACAGGGGUUCGCAAUGUCCCCGGCUGUCACGUGAAUUUGCUGAGUGUAAAUGCUUUGGAGGAGGAAGGCUGGCGUUGCGAGUCCAGGUAUCCUGAGAAUGGCCCCCCUCAGCGUCUGAUGUGGAAAGGUUCAACAGCAAUUUUGUUCGAGAAAAGUCAUGGGUAUUAUCGUACUCGAAGUAUCCAUGCACCUGCUCGCGUCAUUGCGUCUGCUAGGGCUGCUGAUAAUUCGCUGUUUCAGUGGCACCUUCGAAUAGUCUGGUCGAGAAGAUGA